Amaranthus tricolor (Joseph's coat) is the source of this 1418-nucleotide messenger RNA. RefSeq lists its product as uncharacterized. Bases 279 to 1331 code for a protein of 350 amino acids. Gene Ontology annotation, molecular function: protein binding. The record is from RefSeq and is a predicted model, not a curated record. The transcript has 3 exons. Lineage: Eukaryota; Viridiplantae; Streptophyta; Magnoliopsida; Caryophyllales; Amaranthaceae.
UAUUAACUUUACAUCAAGCGUUUGCAUGUGAAUAUGAACUUUGAAGCAUUGAAUGUGAGCUUGCAAUAUCACCCAAAAAUAAGUAGAAAAAGGGCCAAAAAGAAACAAAAAGCAACCAAGAAAAUGACUAUUAAUUGGGCACACAUUAAUUUAAACCAUUCAUUACCUUUAGGUUGUAAAAUCAUCCAUCUUAAUAAGCCACUGUCACAUACAAUUUGCAACACCUUUAAACAUUCCACCUUCAACCAAGAAAAUCUUGAUUCCUUUAGUUCUCAAACAUGAUGCUUAGAAGCUCUUCCACCCCUAUUCUUGGCUCCCUUUUGUCGUCGCAUUCGGAUUCACCGAACCAUUCGGAGUUUAGCUCCCCGAAACACCUCACUAAAAAGUAUACCUUCCACCAAACACAAGCAAGUCCUUUGAAUCUCAUCACUCCAUCAUUCUUCAACUCCUCUCCUUCCAUUGACGCGGAGUUCUUUUCUGAUGGCGGUCUUAGCUCGCGAGUUAAGGGAUUCCGAAGAGUACAAUCAGAUGGGAACUUGGAAGGGUUAGCCUCAGAUUCAAGCAACAAUUUUGAUGAAUUCAACCUUUCUUUCCCAACCAAGAAAUAUCCAAGGAAACCCAACUGCUCGGUUUUGCAAUCUAUUCCUUCAUUUUCGGUAUAUAAUCCCAAUAUGCAGGGCGGAAAUGAUGAGGAGGUAGACGAAGAGGAAGAAGAAGAAAGUGGGGAAGAAUAUGAUAAUGAUACAAGUUUAGAUAAAAGUAUGGCAUUCAUGAACAAUAUGGAGUUAAAAGAAAGGUACCUUCAAGCUCAAGAGGAAACCGAAAAUGUUCCUUCGAAAAUGCAUCUUGCAAAGGGACUUGGCGCGAGUACUUGUGGAUAUAAUGGUGGAGGAAGUGGCGGAUAUAAGCAAUAUAACCCAAUAGGUUUCGGGGAUGAUGGCAGCGAAAAAGCUGGCAUGGCUGAGUACUACAAUAAGAUGGUGCAAGACAAUCCUGGAAAUCCAUUGCUCUUAAGAAACUAUGCUGAGUUUCUUCAUAAGUCGAAGGACCUUGGUGGAGCCGAAGAGUAUUAUUCGAGAGCAAUACUCAUGGAUCCCCGGGAUGGUGAGAUUCUUUCACAAUACGCGAAGUUGACUUGGGAGCUCCAUCGAGAUGAAGAACGAUCUUUGAGCUACUUUCAAAGAGCUGUUCAGGCUUCACCGGAUAACAGUCACGUGCUUGCAGCAUAUGCAAGCUUUCUCUGGGAAACAGAGGAAGAAAAAGAUGACAAUCCGUGCACGAUGCCACCGAUUAUCCAUCAGAGCAUCGCUGCUGCAGCUGCAAGUAUAUAGUUUUCCAAAUCCUUCAGAGUUCAGAUUCAAGAAACAUGAUGUGAAAAUUAUGUUUAAAAAUUUAACAUAUUUUUAAAUUUAUCAUAA